Messenger RNA from Neltuma alba, 993 nucleotides. Its product is annotated as annexin-like protein RJ4. The coding region runs from base 13 to 993 and encodes 326 amino acids. The transcript is spliced from 8 exons. NCBI's taxonomy places the organism in Eukaryota, Viridiplantae, Streptophyta, Magnoliopsida, Fabales, Fabaceae. Gene Ontology annotation, cellular component: plasma membrane; cytoplasm. Gene Ontology annotation, molecular function: calcium-dependent phospholipid binding; calcium ion binding; phosphatidylserine binding. The record is from RefSeq and is a predicted model, not a curated record. Gene Ontology annotation, biological process: response to cold; response to salt stress; response to water deprivation.
GCACUGAAAAUCAUGGCCACUCUUAUUGCCCCUACCGACCAUUCUCCCCAAGAAGAUGCUGAAGCUCUUCGAAAAGCUGUCAAAGGAUGGGGGACUAAUGAGAAGGGGAUUAUAGCAAUAUUGGCUCAUAGAAAUGCUUAUCAGAGACAACAAAUCAGAGAAGCAUACCACCAACUUUACCAAGAAGAUCUCCUCAAACGCCUCGAAUCGGAGCUCUCAGGCCACUUCGAGAAAGCUGUGUAUCGGUGGAUAUUGGAACCAGCAGAUAGAGAAGCAGUUCUGUGCAACGUGGCUUUGAAGAAACACAAGAAUGUGGAUUACAACGUCAUUGUGGAAAUCGCUUCUGUCCAUUCGCCUGAAGAACUGUUGGUGGUGAGGAGAGCCUAUCACAGUCGCUACAAGGCUUCCUUGGAGGAAGACGUUGCUGCUUAUACCUCUGGCCAUCUCCGGCAGCUAUUGGUGGGGUUGGUGAGUUCGUUUAGGUAUGGAGGAGAUGAGAUAAAUGCAAAAAUGGCACAAAGUGAAGCUGAAAUUCUUCAUGACGCCAUCAAAAACAACAAAGCCAAUUAUGAAGAAGCCAUAAGGAUCCUUACCACAAGAAGCAAAACUCAACUUGUUGCCACUUUUAAUCGCUACAGAGACCUCCAUGGCACUUCCAUCACCAAGAAACUGUUGGAUGAAGCAUCAGAUGACUUCAGCAAGGCAUUGCACACAGCAAUUCGUUGCAUCAAUGAUCCUCACAAGUACUAUGAAAAGGCUCUGAGGAAUGGAAUCAAAAGGAUUGGAAGUGAUCAUGAAGAUGCAGUAACUCGUGUGGUGGUGACAAGAACUGAGAGAGACCUAAAGGACAUCAAAGAGCUUUAUUACAAGAGGAACAGUGUUCAUCUUGAGCAUGCUAUCGCCAAAGAAUACUCUGGCUGUGAGAGCAGCAGGGGAGAUGCAGCGGGGAAGGCACUGUAUGUUGGGGAUUUAAAUAACCAUGUUAGGGGUUAA